Messenger RNA from Lytechinus pictus (painted urchin), 5537 nucleotides. Its product is annotated as deleted in malignant brain tumors 1 protein-like. Lineage: Eukaryota; Metazoa; Echinodermata; Echinoidea; Temnopleuroida; Toxopneustidae. The transcript is spliced from 15 exons. The record is from RefSeq and is a predicted model, not a curated record. Bases 851 to 4321 code for a protein of 1156 amino acids. Gene Ontology annotation, cellular component: membrane; cell surface.
GAGUGAUGCGCCCGAGUAUGAAAAUCAAGAAACUCACAAGAAUAAGAAAAGUAAAGCCAGGAAAAGUAUUUGUAAUUUUUGAAGUGCUUCUGUAAAGAGAUCAGUGUGUCGAUGUGAAAGGUGAACAUAAUCAUAGAUUUUGAAGUGACUUUUGUAGAGGAAAGAAGAAAAAAUCUAAAUAUCUUGUACUUAUCAUCGUGCCUGUGUGGUAAAAUAUACUGUGUGAAGUGGCAUGAUUGAAAUGGCUAACCGUGCGACGUGCCUCAGAUUUGGUCUAUUUAUCUUCCUAUUUCAACGAGUAUGCGGUGAGAACAUCAAUGGCAUUCAGACAGUAACACCAUAUUGUGACGGGUUUCUCACACUGUACGACAAGGCGCCAUCAUAUCAGAUACAGGUGCCGACUUUUCCGUUUGGAUUCGGUGACCCCGGAAGUAAAUGCAACUGGUACUUCUACGCUCCCACUGGUAACGUCAUCAAAAUGGAGGUUGUUUACCUUCAUAUUGGACAAAACGAAUCGCUUACGGUCUUUGACGGCGAUAGAAUGAUGAGCGGAGAUGGAAUUGAUAUUAGGGAUUAUUUGGAACUGGAUUUCGUCAGCGAGAGUAAUUCCUUGACGAUUCAGCUGAAGUCUGGGCCAGUUUUCAAAGGAACAGCGGUCCUCCAUGUAAUGGUCCUGAAACCAAAAUCAAAAAGUUUUGAUGUUUUGUCGGCUAACCCCAGCCAAUGUGGUGGCACCAUUGAUCUCGACUAAUCAACUCCAUCUUUUGAAAUUGAGGUGACCAAUCAGGAAGCCGGCAGUAGCCCCGCCUACUGUGUCUGGCAAAUAACCACGCCCCCGUCGACAGAAGCCAUGCUCCGUUUUCUCGACGUGCGUCUCGAUUUCUACGAUUACUUCGUGGUUGCCGACUCGAUGGGUAACCGGCUAGCCGAAUUCUCCAAUAUCCGGUCUACUCCGUACGAAGUAGUGUUGGGAUCCAACCAAAUGGUCUGUCUCUUUGAUGCCUAUGAAAUCCAGUCUGCCUCGUAUGUACGAUUUGAGGUCUUCUACAAUGAUACUACGGCUGAAGAAGAUGCUAUCAACCUCUUAAGCGGAGGUCACAUAACCCUCAACGAAGAGCAACCAAGCUUUUCCUUUCAGACAAACAACUUCUCCACCGAUUUGGGCGUCUAUUUCGGAAGCUACUGGUUCGUCAACGGCCCAAGCGGAUCCAAAUUAUCCGUCGAGAUCUCGGACAUGGAUACCGGGUCCGGUGUCUACUUCGACGUUCGGAGCGGAUUGAACACACCGAUCGCCAGUCUAUCCGGGAGUUUUGAAGUGGAUACGCUCAUGACAUUGGACAACACGGCGGUUAUUUGGAUGUAUUCGCAUUGGCGGGAACCGGGCCAAGGAGUGACUGUGAAUGUGAGCAUAUCAGACAGCAUAUUUUUGGAUUCAUCGAACAUCCUCGCAUCGUGCGGAGGAUCCAUAAUCCUCGAUCCGAAUCAUUUACCUUCACUUUCGUUCUCAUCUCCAAACUACGGUACAACGAUCGACCAGUACACCGCGUGCUACUGGUACUUCAUCAGUCCCCCAAACACCCGCGUGCGGAUCGACUUCCUUGACAUCGAGACGCACAGCGGAUACGUACAUGUCUUUGAUAGUGUCAACAGCCCGGCUGUAACGGUAUCAAGCAUCGCCGGUGAGGGCGCUUUACCCCCUUUCCAUUCCUCUGGAAACGGAGUCUCUGUCCUGUACAACGAUUUGUCUGAUUACAUGAACGGCCGUGGACUCCUGGCGGAAGUCAGUAUCAUUGACGCGAGUACUCCUAAACCAGAUAUUUCUUGCGGCGGUCAACUCUAUUUAAAUGUCACCCAACCAUCUUCUGCAAUUAAGACCCCAUGGUACACCACGCCCUCUACGGUAUUUGCCUCAACACUCUGUUACUGGUACGUAACGUGUCAAGCGGAUAAAGCAGUUUCCUUUGAAGUCAACGAUAUGCAGACCGUUGACGCCACUCUGAACGUAUACGACACCGUGAACGCUUUGCAGCAGGAUGUGGCCGUUAUCAGAGGGGAGACCCUUCCGACCCCGUUCCUGUCAUCUGGACCGGGUGUGACUAUCGUGUUUGCAGACUCUCCUUCAAGCUACCCGGAACGUGGGUUUUCUGCAAUAGUCGUAAUAUCAGAUCCGUUCUCUUGGGAUGGAACGACAGUCAUGACGUCGUGUGGUGGAAGCAUAGACAUGUAUUCUACUUCAACAAGUCUGACCGUCACCUCGCCGACUUACCCAAGCCUCCAACCGACCGGAAGUUUCGACUGCAGAUGGUAUUUCAGCGGAGAAAAUGGCAUGGUGUUCACGUUGGAAAUCUUCGAUCUCGACACGGAUGUGACAACGUACGUGUACGUCUUCGACGAGGACGAAACUGUCACCGAGAUAUCAGGCAACAACCUUGCAACAACGGUCGUCGGGUCUAAGAACUCCCUCCGUGUGAGAUUCUCUGACUCAUCCAUGACUGAUACAGCACGAGGGCUGAAGGCAAAGGUCAAUCUUAAUGUUCCUCCAAACUGGGACGACUCUUCUGCUUUGGCUACCUGUGGCGGUGGGAUUCCCCUAGAUUUUGAUACACGAACCUUCCUUUCUACGACACCUAACUACCCAGACACAAACGGGGACCAUUUUGACUGCCGAUGGUACGUGACGAGCCCUUCAGACACUCGCGUCUCUGUCCAGCUCGUUGAUUUCCAAACGGAUUCGAACUCGUUCCUCUCCCUUCAUGACGGAAGUGCAUUAUCUGACCCGGAACUGUAUCGUGCGUCUGGGUCUGUCUUUCCGACAGAGGUAAACGCCACCGGAAACGCAAUGGCACUCCGUUUUUACUCAAAUCGGGCUACAAGUGGAAGAGGUGCUUCCAUCACCGUUACAUUCUUGGGAGGGAAUCCUCCUACCAGUGACAUCCGUUUGGUAGGUGGUAGUGGGCCUCAUGAAGGGCGUGUCGAACUCUAUCAUAACAACAUCUGGGGUACGGUCUGCGAUGACGACUGGGGCAUAGAAGACGCCACAGUUGUCUGUAGGAUGUUGGGGUACAGGACCGUGAUUGCGUUCUGGUCCAGGGCUUACUUUGGACCAGGCACAGGACAGAUAUGGUUGGAUGAUCUUCAGUGUAGUGGAGACGAGAAGCAUGUCAUUGACUGCACUCACGCCAUGCCAACCGGUACAAACAACUGCGGUCAUUCGGAGGAUGCCGGCGUUACGUGUGGAGAAGGUGCUGAUGUCACGUGUGACAGCAAUUCGAUGACGGUCCUCGUCGAUCGCGCUCUCCUGGUACCGGGCGAUGAUGCGACCGAUGUCUUUCUCGCCGAUGGUUCCUGCGUUGGUUACGAUCACGACAGUGUAAAAGUUGCCAUUUCGACGUCGUUCGAUGACUGUGGUACUACAUUGGAGGAAACAGAAGACACCAUCACCUUCUCCAACGUCAUCACGUACUUCGAACCAAGAUCCAAACAUGGUGAGACUGUGACACGAGACGCUAUCCUACACAUACCGGUCACGUGUUCUUUCGAUCGGCACAUCAUCCUUGGCAACAGUUACAAACCGCAAGUGGGCGUGGUCUCUUUCUCCGAAAUUGGCUUUGGGAACUUCUCUUUGGAUCUCGCACGGUACAAGGAUGCCAACUUCGCCGAACAGGCGGUAGAGGAUGAGAGGAUACCGCUCGGUGAACCGGUGUUCUUCGCGGUCAAUCUGACCGCGGUAACUGACGUGACGGUGCUGAUCGAGUCAUGCUGGGCGACGCCUCAUCCUUACCCCUUUGACCAGGCGAAAUAUCAUAUCAUCACUGAUGGAUGCGCUAAGGAUCCAACGGUCGUAUUCUAUGAUAACGUCAUAGAUGACCCGAUGAUGUCUGCCUUCUCUCUACAGGCAUUCGGUUUUGUCGGAGAGUAUGACCAGGUGUUUAUACACUGUGAGGUGCUAGUGUGUGACGGCAGUGAUUCCUCUUCGCGCUGUGCCCAAGGCUGUGUGAGUCAAAGAGCAAAGAGAACUGCGGCCAUCCCGCAGGUUCGGGAUUCGAGCUCCCAGCCCCACACCAUCUCAAACGGUCCGAUAUCCCCUCAGCGGAAACGGAGGGGGAUAGAUGCAUUCGGGCAUGCACAUUCAUCGUCAGGUAACAUCUACUACAGUGGCGAUAUGAACAAAAUGGUGGCGAUGGGCGUGUCCGGAAUACUGCUGGCUGCGGGGGUCAUGAUGGCUUACGUCACAUUCUCGAAAGGUCAACAGAAGUCAAAAGGUUACAAAAGUCCGGCGAAAGAUGACGAUUCUGAUAGCGAGCCCCUAAUCGCGGCAUAAUUACUGAUCGUGAGGUCGUGACGUGUCAGUGACAACAGUGACGUGCCAAGGGGACAAUUUUUGGGGGGGGGGGUGUAUUUGGUAUAAAGUAUUGAUAAUCAUUUAAAUAAUCCGAUAUCCGAAGCUCGCAAUGUUGCGAUUUUCAGAGUUCGUUAUAGGUGCAGAUGUUUGAAGGGGAGCAUCAGCACUGCCCUUCAGCACACUGUCUUCCUUAGAUACUAGAGCAUUUUAGCAGUCACUUCGCCGACGCUUUCUAUAACGCAGAGAAUCUUUUGUCAAAGCCCUUCAUAACAAAGCAGCCUUUGUCGAAAAUCGGUGAAUCAAAACAGUAGUGUCGUCCUAGACUCUGGACAAACGACAUAUAUUAGCAAGUUUUUGUCUGGUCCGAAUCUUAAGUUGGUGUGCUGUGCUGGUUUACCACUUUCUUUUUAACAGUAACCUCUAAUCCGUCCAUUGUGAUUUGACGGGCAUUUUCAAUAGCUUCUGAAUGUUGCGGAAAGUGUCUGUGAAUUGGAUGCUAAAAUACGUUAUAUUGUCAUAAGCAUUCCGUCGGAUUCUCACCAAUGAAACCGAAUCUAAACCAAUGGGAUGUCAUCGAAAAUGUCGUCAUCGUUUUCUAUACGUCUGAAUGAAUGUGACAAUAUUUAGGAUUGGGAGAUGUUUCAUUGGACUCGCGAAAAUGUUUUUAUGCGCGGUCGAUCUGAACCAAUCAGAUACAAGUAUUUCCGUAGCUUAUAACAGGUUUAAGUGAGGAUCAAAGAUCUUGUUUUAGGAGUGCUCAUUGCUUUAAGCAUGUUACCACAGUUUGCCAAACAGUAUUUUCUGUUUUCUACACCGUAAUAGAUUAGUAUUCUAGCGUGUAUUUUUAUCAGCAUUUUCAAGAUUACGAGAAAAGCGCAGCAAAUUGCAAGAUCUUCUUAACGAUAUCCAUAUGAAUUUGAUCCAUAGAUAAAAAAAAAAAAAAAAGCAGUCGAGAACUGAAAGGACCCCCCAAAAGAGAAGAUUCUUUGGAAGUCGAUUAAAGAUUGCUAUCCGAAAAUAAAAACAUAUCAAAGGAAUACUCCGAAGGCCGAAAUAACAUGAUUUGAUCAGAUAAAGUGAAAUUGGACAAGGAAUAAAAAAAAAGUUAUGACAUUUUAAAAGUUUGCGUUCUUUUGGCGAAAUAUUUCUAGGCACGUAAUCGAUGUCUUCAUGAAUAUGAUAUGGGCAAGCUGAU